CAGCAGCAGCAGCAGCAGCAGCAGCCACCGUAGCAGUAUUAGCUAAUCAACCAAGCAAAACACCAAAUCCGUUAGAACACGUUCGAAUAUGACGACAUCGCGUGAUGAUGAGAAGUACAUUCUGUACGGCGGCCCCGAUCCGGAGGAAUUACUGCAGGAUGGCUCACUCGGAGCUAUGAUCGUCAAAGAACUACGGGAACGGCCGGACAAUAUCGGAUUGAUUGACCCCGAAAGCGAAGUUCAACUGACCUAUCAGCAAAUCUUGGACCAAUCAGCUAGGGUCGCUGCGGGGUUGACUCAACUGGGACUCACCAGAUCCACUCCAAUUGCCAUCGUCAGCGAGAAUUGUUUGGAGUACUGUCUUGCCAUGUUCGGUUCAAUUUUCGUUGCUUCACCGCUUGCACUCUUGAACCCGGCCUAUGUUGAAGGCGAACUUCAGCAUGCACUCAAUUUAUCGCAGCCGAAACUUGUUUUUGUCUCACCGAAUGUGUUGGAAAAAAUGAUCGGCGUGAUUCGGAAGAUGCAAUUGAAUGUAAAGGUGGUGUUGUUUGGAGAUCAUCCCAAGGCUUCCACUUAUCCGGAAGUGAUGAGUUACUCGAAAUUACUCGAUCGAGCUGCUGUCCCCAGCAACUAUGUACCUGAGUCAGUGGACGUUAGGUCCCACGUAGCGAUGAUCGUACUCUCCUCUGGUACUACCGGUCUGCCAAAGGGAGUGCAACUAACUCACAUGAACCUAAUGACCACGGUGGCCCAUUCGAAGGAAGCCAGUAAGAUUUUGGAACUACCUGAUCAGCUGGUUGCCCUUGCAGCUACACCUCUUUAUCAUGUGGUAGCGGGAGUUGGACUAAUCAACAUGGUCACCAACAACUGCCGGUGCGUUCUGAUGCCCAAAUUUGACGUGCAUCUCUUCCUGGACAGUAUUCAGAAACAUAAGGUUAACCUAAUGACAGUGGUUCCACCGCUGAUGGUAUUUCUAGCAAAGCACUCCAUUGUCGAUAAUUAUGAUCUAUCGUCCUUGAUGACGCUGAUCUGUGGAGCUGCCCCGUUGAGUAAGGAAAUCGAAGAUCAGGUACGGGAACGGCUGGGAGUGGCAUUUAUUCGGCAGGGGUAUGGCAUGAGUGAGACAACACUCGGAGUGCUGAUGCAGACCGGAUUCGAGAACAAAGCUGGAUGCGUCGGGAAGGUCCGGUUGGGUCAGUGGGUAAAGGUUGUCGAUCCCGAAACGGGGAAGAUCCUUGGUCCGAACCAACGCGGAGAGUUGUGCUUCAAAGGAUCGCUCAUAAUGAAAGGUUACGUGGGAAAGGAGCACGCAAUCGAUCAGGAUGGUUGGCUGCAUACUGGGGAUGUCGGUUAUUAUGACGAUGAUGAGGACUUCUUCAUUGUCGACCGGAUCAAGGAGCUCAUCAAAUACAAGGGCUUCCAGGUGCCACCCGCAGAGCUGGAAGCUAUUCUGUUGAAACACCCCAAGGUUAAAGAUGCAGCUGUGAUUGGAAUUGCGGAUGAGAGGGUCGGAGAGUUGGCAACGGCUUUCGUCGUCAAGGAAGAUGGCGAAGAAGUGAGCGGUGAAGAGAUCGUCAAAUUCGUAGCCGAGCAGGUGUCACCGCAGAAAAAGCUCCACGGCGGUGUUAGAUUUAUUGAUGCCAUCCCGAAAACUCCAACCGGUAAAAUAUUGCGCCGGGAGCUUCGCGAGCUUGCCAAAAAUACGCGCUCAAAGCUGUGAAGUGUUUUAUGUUGUUGUUGAUUUUCGUAUAUGAUAGUUCAAAGUGGUGUACGUUUUGGUGUCGUAUCGGGUGGAAUGGAUGAGUAUUGUAAAUAAACUGAUGACCUUUGGGAA
Molecule: messenger RNA, 1834 nt
Organism: Ochlerotatus camptorhynchus
Lineage: Eukaryota; Metazoa; Arthropoda; Insecta; Diptera; Culicidae
Product: luciferin 4-monooxygenase-like
Exons: 3
Coding region: 89-1720 (543 amino acids)
Biological process (GO): fatty-acyl-CoA biosynthetic process; long-chain fatty acid metabolic process
Molecular function (GO): long-chain fatty acid-CoA ligase activity
Source: RefSeq, a predicted model, not a curated record